AUGAGAAAGGUGGCAGCCAGCAGUCGUCGGUCUACCUUAACUUCCUCAGAGCGGGAAAUUUUUGCUCGUCUGACAGGAGAAGACAGUGGAGAUUUACGAGCUAAUAAUCAUAGCAAACACUCUCAGAGUAAUAACAUUACACCUGAACACAAGAAACUUGCUUUAAAUAAUCAGAAAACUACCGAAAUAACUUCUAUCUUCGACUCCGCAGUUCAAAAUAUAAAUCAGGAAGCCCCUUCAACUAUUUCAGCCGGAUCCUCGAAGCAAGGAGAGUCAGGCAGUGCAGAUCAACCACCUUACUCUCUCGCAGACAGCCGCGAUGGAUAUUCCGAGUUAACCCAAGCUUCAAAGAUAUUUUCAAAAUUACGCGCUUUCCGGGAUAGCAAUUAUGGCUCAUCUUCCCCCGAGAAUGAGGAGUUCGCCGGAAUUCACCCCUUCCCACUUGCUAGGUUGAUUUCCAAGCGUGAAUCUAAGAAGAUUUGUAAGGAGCUGGACGAUGCUAUCGCUGAGGGAAAGGGCGAUAUUGGGAUUUGGGAAAUUUGUGAACAGAAAAUCUUCGGAAUGCUGCAGAUGGUGGACUUAGAGGCAAUAUCACCAUUGGCCGAACUAAGUAAUCGUGGCUGGCAGCAUGAUAAGUUUACACCAAAAUCGAUUAUUCAAUUUCCCAACGAUUCCUACAACGAUAUAAACGCCUCAAAGAAAUUCAAUGGUAAAGAUGCUCCGCUUGAUAUUCCUGAACAUGUUCCCAUCGUUCCCGUCGUUAUGAAAACAUACCCAUACACAUUACUGUAUGCUGCCAAGCUACUCUGCCGACAUUUUCCCAUGUCGCAAUACAACAUCCAGUUUUUAGAUGCUGUCAAGGCGCGCGGACGUGCCUCUUUUUUAAUCGGGGCUUCCACUCAACUAUGUAAUGAACUCAUUGCCUUCAGAUGGCAUGUCUACAGCGACUUGCCAUACAUUGUGUCUCUUCUUAAAGAUAUGGAGGAGACGGGAAUUGAGUUCGAUCGGCGUACACUUUCAUUAGUCGAUGAGAUACGGAAGUCACGACAAGUUGAUAGAGAUCACUCAGGAGUCGAGGGUGGCGAUGAUGAAGAUGGAUCAUGGUGGUGGGAUUCAGAGACUACUCGAACUUCUUAUAAGAACCUUGUAGGCUGGGGAAGAGGCAAGGGGUGGAUCACUCGAAUUAGAGCCCAGCUAAAAAAGAAUCAAAUAAGAGAGAAAAAGGCAGAAGAGCUGUCUAAGAAGUUCCUGUGA
Ophidiomyces ophidiicola is the source of this 1254-nucleotide messenger RNA. RefSeq lists its product as uncharacterized. NCBI's taxonomy places the organism in Eukaryota, Fungi, Ascomycota, Eurotiomycetes, Onygenales, Onygenaceae. The record is from RefSeq and is a predicted model, not a curated record. The coding region runs from base 1 to 1254 and encodes 417 amino acids. Gene Ontology annotation, cellular component: mitochondrion. The transcript has a single exon.